UGAGAGCAUCGAGAGGUUGGUGGAGGUGAGGAGUGAGAAGAUGGAUUUGGAGUCGCUGCAGAGAUGCAUCAAGAUUCUCAACGCCGUCGCCGACUCUACCAAUAACGAUUCAUCAUCAUCUUGUCGGAAGACCAACUCGUACAUCUCAGCCUGCGCGCAUCUCUACUUAUCCAUCGUCUAUAAAAUUGGUAAGAACGACAAGAUUUCAGCUCGGAAUCUGCUGCAGGUUUUCUGCGACGCGCCCUUCUUGCUCGGACGCGUCUGCUGCCCCAACUCUGGGAGCAUUUCUUUCUGCCCCAUCUUCUUCACCUCAAGAUAUGGUACAGCAACGAGCUCGCAGGUUGUGUCAAUGAUGCCCACAAAGACAAGAAGAUCAAAGGUUUGAACCAGUUGUAUCGUCAACAAAUGGAUGCCGGCACACUUGAGUUUGCUUUGUACUACAAAGAGUGGCUCAAAGUUGGAGCUCAAGCCCCUUCCCUUCCUACUGUCGCCUUGCCUUCCAAAUCCAAAUCCAACUCCAAAUCAAGAAGGAAAUCAUCCGAGUCUUCCACUUCCCAUCACUCCUCCAGUAGCAAACUGCUGUGAGUCUUCCAUUCUUUGGCUUUUUCUUCACCACAAAACUGAGUUUAUGUUUUGCUAAUAGGUAUCAAGCAGUUUUUGGUGCAAAUGCAACGAACCAAUCAAUGGACUUUGAUGAUCAAAAUGGAUCUUCAAAAAGUGUAUGGGAUUCUGAGGCCGAAGAUGUCAAGCAUUACAAUUAUAUCCAACAGAAGAAAGCGGUUUCUCACAGAAGAUCAUCCAGUCUAAAUCACCAAGUGCACAAGGCAGAGUUGUGGCCAGACUCCCACAAAUCAGAUUAUUUCAGAUUCUUAGGAUGUCGGACAGAACCAGCAGAGUGUUUCGUGUCCAAAAUUGAGAAAAUCGAGGUUGGUGAGGAUGAGUCGAGUGAUGUGGCAGGCGCCAUUGCAACGGUGUGCUCAUCAGAGAGCUUAACCGAGUGCGAGGGUGCAGUUCGUGCAGUGAGCAAAGCUUGGCUGAGUGGUGACGGGGACACCCGUGCACAGCUGGGAGGGCUUGCUAUCUCGAGCUGCAGUGAUACAAGGGAUACUGGAAGUUGUGUACGUGUCGAAUGAUGAUGAGAUCUUGGAGCUAGCAGUGUCGAUUCUGGCAGAAAUGGCGGCCAAGAAUGAGGCGAACAGGCGCUGCAUUUUAGCCUCUGAUCCGCAGCUUGCAGUGACAAUGAGGCUGCUGAGAAGCAGCAGCCUGUUCUUGAAAGCUGCAGCUCUGCUUUACUUGGUGAAGCCCAAGGCGAAGCAGAUGGUGUCGAUGGAGUGGAUUCCGUUAGUGCUCCGAGUUUUGGAGUUUGGUGAUCAGCUGCAGAUACUCCUUCACUGUGAAGUGCAGCCCUCACGAGGCAGCUUAUUACUUCCUCAACGAGCUCCUAACGGGGUUUGACGAGGACAAGAAUUUUGAGAACGCGAAGCAGAUCAUUUCUCUCGGAGGAUUAGGCCUGCUGGUGAGAAGGAUGGAUGUGGGGGACAUGCCUGAGAAGACCCGGGCUGCAUCUGUUCUUCGUCUCUGCAUACGAGCAGACGGAAGCUGUCGCCACUUCUUGGUCAAGAACGUCAAGAGAGACGCGAUUCUAAGCCUAUUAGUCCUUGAGCAGUGGCAGGGGCAAGGGCAAGGGCAUGCUCUGGCUUUGCUGUAUGAGUUGCUAUGUGUUAGCAGGAGACACAAGAGGAUAGAGUUGUUGAGUGGACUCAAGGAGGGGUGGAAGUGGUUGAACACCCUCCAGAUUCUGCUGCUGCGCCUCCACAAGGCGCGACCAGAAGAGAGGCCCAUGGUUGCUGUGGUAUUGCUGGAGCUAGACCUUUUUGUGGGCGAUGCAUCCGAGUGCAGCGUCUACAGAGAAGAUGCAGUGGAUGCAAUCAUCGAGGCGCUGGAUUGCUGCGUGAUGGAUGAAAGAAUACAGCAGCAAGUAGCAAGAGCCCUCUUGAUUCUAGGGGGUCGCUUUUCCUACACGGGAGAGGAGGAAGUGGAGAGAUGGCUCUUGAGAAAGGCAGAAAUCAGAGAAAGCUGCAUCCCCUCGCAGAACGAGGAUGAGAAAAUGAGACGAGAGUGGCAGAGGAAAGCGGCAUUAGUCCUGCUUACAAGCGGAAACACAAGGUUGCUUUCUGCUCUAUCCGACUCCCUUGCCAACAGCAUCCCAAGUCUGGCUCGAGCUUGCCUCAUUACAAUCGGCUGGAUCAGCCAUUCGCUUGCUGAUACAGAUCUUCGCCUUGCAGCAUGCUCCAUUAUCGCCCCGCGCUUGAUGGAAUGCCUCGUAGACAACACCAACAACCUUGAGGAAAAGAUUCUGGCCUCAUUUUCAUUACAUAGUCUUACAAAUGGUACAGGUAUGGCAACGUCAUUCUUCACAGAAUCACAUGCACGUGGUGAACUAAUAUUUUCCUCACAAAAUUUGUAUCCAGAUUAUUUUUCGCAGCAGCUCAGAGUUGAGAACAACUUCCUGGGCUGCCUGCAGAAGCUAUCUAGAGCGACAUGGACAGCAAAGGAGCUCAUCUCUCUCAUCAAGACCAGUUGUUCAUCAUCUCUGGGGUUUCUCUCUGACUAAAUCUUGUCUUAGAUUCUGAGUGUAAGUAGCCAAUUUGAGUUCUUGUAUAUAAUGAUCUUUUCAUAGAGUAUUUGCUAAUUUUUCUUGA
Salvia miltiorrhiza (redroot sage) is the source of this 2702-nucleotide messenger RNA. Its product is annotated as putative E3 ubiquitin-protein ligase LIN-1. The record is from RefSeq and is a predicted model, not a curated record. NCBI's taxonomy places the organism in Eukaryota, Viridiplantae, Streptophyta, Magnoliopsida, Lamiales, Lamiaceae. The coding region runs from base 1526 to 2614 and encodes 362 amino acids. The transcript is spliced from 3 exons.